GGUUCUCACACACAUUGCCCUCAAUGGCAAUGCUCACUGCCCACUGCUGAUUUUCACGCACAUCGUGGUAUGUUUUCUUUUCAAAUGUGAAUCGUGCUAUUUAGUUAAUUUAAAUAAAUUAAAAUUUUAUAAUUAAAGUUAAAUAAAACAUUUUAAAAAAUGACGGAGAGUAACGAAGAAAAUGAUUGUAUUAUUUUCAAUACAAUUUCUGAUUUGAAAAAAAUCAAUGUUGAAGUUGCUGGGCCAGUGGUUCUCCAUGCAAUUGGUCAUACCACGCGACUUAAAACACGUUUUGAAAGAGGUUCAGCACUUAACAAGACACCAGAAUCUUCUGACAAUGAAGAUGAAGAAGAAGCUGUUAUUGAAGAUGAUCUUGAUUACCUGAGAUCACUUGAUCCAAAAGAAUGGAAAAAUCAAGAUCAUUAUGCUGUUUUGGGACUCAAAAAAUAUAGAUAUGAAGCAAGUGAAGAUAUGAUUAAGCGUGCUUAUAAACAAAAAAUAUUGAAACAUCAUCCAGAUAAACGCAAAGCUAUGGGUGAAGAAAUACGAGGAGAUGAUGAUUAUUUUACUUGCAUAACACGUGCCUGGGAACAGUUGGGUACAGCACCAAAACGACGCAGUUAUGAUAGUGUUGAUCCAUUUUUCAGUGAUGAUAUACCUGAUGAAAAAGAUGCUAAAAAUAAAUUUUAUGAUGUUAUGAAUAAAGCAUUUGAAUACAAUUCAAGAUGGUCAAAUAAAAAACCAGUACCAAAAUUGGGUAAUGCUGAAACACCAAGAAAAACAGUUGAACGUUUUUAUUCAUUUUGGUAUGAUUUUGAAUCAUGGCGUGAAUAUUCAUAUGAAGAUGAAGAAGAUAAAGAUAGUGCACAAGAUCGUGAAACACGUAAAUGGAUUGAAAAAAAAAAUAAACAAACAAGAGCUAAACGAAAAAAGGAAGAAAUGAGUAGAAUAAGAUUACUUGUUGAUACAGCAUAUAAUUUAGAUCCUAGAAUAAAACAAUUUCAUCAAGAUGAUAAAGAUAAAAAAACAGCAGCAAAACGUGCUAAACAAGAAGCAGCAAGAGCAAGACAAGUUGAAGAAGAUAGAAUAACACGUGAAGCAGCUGAAAAAGAACGUGAAGAAAAAUUAAAACGUGAAACUGAAGAAAAAUUAAAACAAAGUAUUUUAAAACAAGAACGUGAAACAUUAAAAAAAGCAUUAAAAAAAGAAAGAAAAGCAUUACGUGAUAUAUGUAAAACUUCAGCAUAUUUUUCAAAUUGUCCAACAGAAAGUAUAAGACAUAUGGAAUUUGUUGAAAAAUUUUGUGAAACAUUUAAAUUAAAUGAACUUGAAUUAGCUGUUAAAGCACUACGUACUGAUGGAAGAACAGCAUUUUUACAAUUAAUUGCUAAUACUGAAAAUAAAAAAGAACAAACAAAUCAUGUUGAAAUAAUUAAUAAUUCAUUAGAAAUGAAAAAUAAUAUCAAUGAUAAACAACAAAAUAAAAAUAUUGAUUGGUCAGAGCAUGAUUUACAAUUAUUAAUAAAAGCUGUUAAUUUAUUUCCAGCUGGUACAGUACAACGUUGGGAAGUUGUUGCUAAUUUUAUAAAUCAGCAUACAAAUAAUGGUAUAACAAGAGAACCAAAAGAUGUCUUGGCAAAAGCUAAAGAUUUACAAUCAACUGAUUUUAGUAAAUCAAGUCUUAAAGAAUCAGCAAAUAAAAAAGCAUUUGAUAAUUUUAUUGCUGAAAAAAAAACUAAAGAUGCUGUUGAAGAAAGAAUGCCAGCUGUUACUGAACGUUUAGAUCCACCACCAGCAACAACAACACCAACACCAGCAGCAACAACAAAAAUUAUCCCACCAACAGUAACACCAACAAUACCAACAACAAAUAAUAAUCAUUGUAAUAAACAAAAUGAUACAACAACAACAACAAAUGACAUAAUAACUGAAAUAACAGAUGAUGUAUCACAAAUACAAAUUGAUAAACAACAAGAACAACCACAAGCAUGGACACCAUUUGAACAAAAUUUACUUGAACAAGCAUUAAAAACUUAUUCAUCAACAACUGGUCCAGAAAAAUGGGAUCUUAUUUCAGCCUGUAUUCCAAGUAGAACAAAAAAAGAUUGUAUGAAACGUUAUAAGGAACUUGUCAAGUUAUUCAAAGACAAAAAAGCUGCCCAGACUGGAAAACAAUAAAUUUUCUUAAAUAACAAGGUAUUUUAGAACAUGUGUAAAAUAGUAGGAGUAAACUGACAAAUACACCACCGAGUUUCUCACUCAUAAUGUGGGUGUUGCGUGUGUGGGGACAAUAAGUGUAUUGAUUAUGUUGAUCAAUCAUGAUCAACACUUUUCAAUUUUAUCGAUAAACCCAAUUUUAAAAAAUUCACAGAACUUGUAUUUUUAAAUUCAGAUAUAAUUUCGAAAAAAAAAAAACAAAAAGAAACAUAAAAAUAACUAAGUAACAAACACAAAUAUAAUCAUUGCUUAUUUUUCCUCUGUUUUUUUUUUUUGGUUUUUUUUUCCUCGUUAUUUAUUAUCUUUCAAUACUAAUCAUUCAAAAAAUUUAAAUCUAAAAUACACAGUUAAAUUGUUUGUAAUUAUACUAUAAUAAACGUUAAAAUCGUAAUUUCGUACAUUUUAUUUACAAAUUUUUUUUACAAUCAUUCAGGCCACUUAUUUUUACAUGAAAAAUAAAUUAAAUCAAUUAUCAAAAUAACAUGAUUAAUAUGAUUAAUUGCAUUGAAUAAAAAAUUUGAUUUAAAUGACAAACUAUUAUGAAUUUUUAAAUUGUCUUAUUAAUUUUACGUUAUUUCUUUAUUUUUUUUUUUUUAAAUAUACUUCAUUUCUACCAACUUUUUAUUCAAUAAUAAUAAUAAUUACUUUUUUUAAUUAGUAUUAUUAGUAUUACAAUAAUAAUAAUUAAUUUUAUUCAUUCACAAUUUUAUGAAAUAUUAAUUUUUUCAUUUUUCUAAAUCAAUUGAUUUAUUUUCGAAACAUUUUUUUUUUUUCUUUAUAAACAAUUGUAUGGUAAAUUUAUUUACAAUACAGACAUUUAAUUGGCCAAGUAAUUGAAAAUAUUUAAUUAUAUUAACUGUAAAUCUAUUGUUUUUUUUUUUUUUUUUGUUUAAAAAAGUUUUUUCUUGAUGAUAAAUUUAACAGAAAAACAGGGAUAAAAAUUAAAUUAAUUUUAUCAACAGGCACUCAAUUACGACAUUUAUAAAUUGCUAUUAAUUUUUUUUUUUUUUUUCUUUUUGUUAUUGUUUAUUAUUAUUUUUUUUGGUGCAGUAACUCGAUGGAUAUUUGUGAGGAAUUAUUGUUGAAUGUUUUAUUACGUCAAGUGCAAUAAUAA
Molecule: messenger RNA, 3331 nt
Organism: Aphidius gifuensis
Lineage: Eukaryota; Metazoa; Arthropoda; Insecta; Hymenoptera; Braconidae
Product: dnaJ homolog subfamily C member 2
Exons: 4
Coding region: 160-2178 (672 amino acids)
Biological process (GO): regulation of translational fidelity; 'de novo' cotranslational protein folding
Cellular component (GO): cytosol
Molecular function (GO): Hsp70 protein binding; ribosome binding
Source: RefSeq, a predicted model, not a curated record